Molecule: messenger RNA, 819 nt
Organism: Zymoseptoria tritici IPO323
Lineage: Eukaryota; Fungi; Ascomycota; Dothideomycetes; Mycosphaerellales; Mycosphaerellaceae
Exons: 4
Coding region: 1-819 (272 amino acids)
Source: RefSeq, a predicted model, not a curated record
AUGAAGACCUCCAUUUUGACCCUCGCCUCCGUCCUUUCUGCUGCUGCAGUCCCUCAAACAUACCAGCAGCAGACUGAUGACUGCGAGCAUCCUCCUGCUCCGUCGCUCUGUGACAAAUACACCACCGCUUUGUUGAAGGACAACACCGCUGCCAACCAACAGACCGUCCUCACCCUGAUCGUCAACACUGCCAUCAUCGGAAACUACUCUUCCAACCCUGGCUCUCUCGUCGCUGUCCCGGGAAUCCUCGCUCCAGGUACCGGCGACUAUGCAGGUGUCGACUUGUCCGUCUACUUCACCGGCGCCCUCAAGUCGACCAACAGAGGAGGCAAGACUGGCGUCAGUGUGAACCUCCUGGAUGGAGGUGGUGCCGCACCCCUCAAGAAGAACAAGCCAGCGGACGACACCACCAGCAACCAACACCGUCUCGUCUCCCAUCUCUACCCGUACUUCGCAGGCCUCCUUGGCUGCUCGCUCUUUGGCAACACCACGGAUCCGUACCCUGGCCCAACGUCCAUGUACGAGUUGCACAAGUUCAUGGCGCUCGACGAAAAGCAAAUUGGUUGGUUCAUAAACAACGUCGGCCUUUCGGCUGCGAGCUUCGGCGUCACCGAGGAGGACGUCACUACCGUCGGCAAGGCUCUGGAGAGCACUUUCGGCAUGCGUUGCAGCCCACCUGCCAAGGGUCCGCAGAGCAAGGCGCCCGAACUGCAGGCGAUCUGCAUCGAGCCAACUUGUCCACUUUCCACUCAGCCGGUGUGCGGUCAGUACGACCCUGUCAUCGAGCCUGUGGCUGCCGGUGGGAAGGGUGGUCACUAG